GAUGACCCUAUUGAAAAGGCGCAGGCGGCAGCUCGGGGCUGCACUCGGGGCCGGCGGCUGCAGCUCGUUGGCACCUUCCCCCUCCCUUAAUUGCUCCUCAGCCAACUCCAUGUGAGCCCGGCCGGGUACAAAUAGCCCCGCGCCGCCUUCCCCCCCCACACCGCGCACCUCGCCCACGCCGCACUCCCGUUCAGUUGGGCGGUGGCCAGCCCGCCCCGCACCCUCCCGGGCAGCACCAGGGCACCCAGCCUGGACACCAUCUCCGCACCUAGCUGCACCCCGGAGCCUUUUGUUUGUUGGUCACCCACAGGCACCAUUUCCAAGCCCAGCCCAGAACCGCAGCUCCCCCGAGAGCCUCCUGCCCCCAAGAGAGCCAAGCCCGGGGGAAGCCCUGCGAUCCCUGGACAAAGACGCUACAAAGAACCCAGGACCGUCCACUCAGCCCCCUGCACCCCCGCCAUGAGCAACCUCAACAAGGAGAGCGAGCACAGUAACAGCAGCAACAACAUCGAGGAGGAGGUACGGACACUCUUUGUCAGUGGCCUUCCUGUGGACAUCAAACCCAGAGAGCUCUACUUGCUCUUCCGACCGUUCAAGGGCUAUGAAGGGUCACUGAUCAAACUAACAUCAAAACAGCCAGUUGGUUUCGUUACCUUUGAUAGCCGAGCUGGUGCUGAAGCAGCAAAGAAUGCCUUAAAUGGCAUCCGCUUUGACCCAGAGAACCCCCAGACAUUGCGGUUGGAGUUUGCCAAAGCCAACACCAAGAUGGCAAAAAGCAAGUUGAUGGCCACACCGAACCCCACUAACAUCCACCCUGCCUUGGGCGCACACUUCAUCGCACGGGAUCCCUAUGACCUGGCUGGAGCAGCUCUUAUUCCGGCAUCUCCAGAGGCGUGGGCUCCCUACCCACUGUACACCACAGAGCUAACCCCUGCCAUCCCCCAUGCUGCGUUCACAUACCCAGCUGCUGCUGCCGCCGCUGCUGCCCUUCACGCUCAGAUGCGCUGGUAUCCUCCCUCCGAAGCUACCCAGCAAGGAUGGAAGUCUCGUCAGUUUUGUUAGUUUUUCACCACUGAUGUGACUCCAACCCAAAGACUGCAUAGGAAACUUUGGCCAAAUCAAUGCUAAACAUUGGCCUGGGUAUGUUGCAUUAAGGGUCUGAAUGUCAGAUCUGUUCACUUGGCUUGGAGAAUCAUUAAAGGUAAUGAAGAGUAAGUGUGUAAAAACUGAAGAUCCUGGUAGUAAACUUCAAGUCCCAGCUUUACCACCUGAGCAGGAAGGAGGCAGCCUGUCACUCACUGUGCGUCCUGUGAUGAGGGUGAACAUCUUAUCUGCCCCACAGGUAAUCUCAAUGGCCUGGUAAAUGAAUUAAGAGCAAUGCUUAGUGUGCCCUGUCUCUUAUGUUCCAGAGUCUCUUCUUGGCUUGUUCCCUUUUGUCUCUCCAUGGAACGAUGUGCCAGGGAUGAAGUAAUGGAUCCAUCAAAAUCCAUUUUGGUUUGUGGACACUCCGCAGUAACCUCACAUUUCUCCUGGUAUGGAGUUGUGGGCUUCCCUGUUAGACUGUGAAUAUAUCCAUACCCACCCAGCUCAGUGGACUGCAUUCUGCCUGUCCUCUCCCCUGCUUCCCCUCCUAACAGAUUCCCAGACUGAGUUUCUCCUUCCUGUGCCACUGAAGCCUCGAUUGAGGGACUCAAUCCUGGUGGUAACAGACGGGUUCAUCCCUACCAAGACACUGGUGCCAAAUGAGGCCUAGGUGUACAGAGCAAUACCCAGGCUGCCUUGCCCUCAACUUUAUGCAGCUCUGCUGAAGGAAACGAAAGACAAUCAGUUUUGCAUGUUUUCUGGCAUGAAUUUAAAACACUUAACUUUGUGUAUGUGUGAGUGUGUAAGUUUGUUCUUGCAUUUGUGUAACUGUAGCAACAGGUCUUGGCCUAACUCUUGAUCUAGCAAGGUUUUUCAUCUUGCUUCUGUGAAGACUUGGCUUUCAAAAAUGCUAUCCUUGUCUCACCCCUCCUUGUCCACCUCCCCAGCCCCGCAUUCUCCAGUCUGACCAGAAGAUUUGAAAAAUGUUUGUUUAGAGUACAAUGCACUGGGUUUCUUUUCUUGUCCGGUCUCUUCUCUUGUUUUUAAAGUCAGGGUUAUCUUUUUUCCCUCAGACUUUAUAUGUAGAACAGCUGUAAAAUAUCUAACUUUUUUUCUUCCCCCUUCCCCCCCCCCCCACAUCCUUCUGAUUGGAGAGAUUCCAGUGUUGCCAAAUCAGCUAUCCUUAUGGGAGUUCAGAACAAAAAGUACGAGUAUUUUUGUACCAUCUGUAAUGAAAUAUUUAUGCAUCAUAAAGAAUUUUUGUGUGUUUUUUGUGUGCAAUUAUUAAAGAGAAACUGUAAUCCGGUAAGAUAAGUUAAUGUUUAGUUAAAAGCUUGAAAGAAAAGUUUUUUCUGUAACAAUGAUUGAGUCAGGCGUAGUAAACGAGAAACUGUGCAAUUUUUGUUUUUUAUUUUAGCAUCUUAUUGCUUGGUAUUGAAGUGCUUAAGUAUUCUAUACAACCAUGGCUGUCUUGCUUGUAUUAAGACUUCUGAGAAUAAGUUGCUAUAGAAUUGCUGAUCCUAUGAGAAUGUGAAACUGGAUAAUAUAUGAAAUGCAAAAAAUAUACCCAGAGGCUGCUGUGACUCU
Messenger RNA from Dermochelys coriacea (leatherback sea turtle), 2670 nucleotides. RefSeq names its product RNA binding protein, mRNA processing factor 2 (gene RBPMS2). The coding region runs from base 460 to 1062 and encodes 200 amino acids. NCBI's taxonomy places the organism in Eukaryota, Metazoa, Chordata, Testudines, Dermochelyidae. Gene Ontology annotation, biological process: negative regulation of smooth muscle cell differentiation. The transcript has 8 exons. Gene Ontology annotation, molecular function: protein homodimerization activity; mRNA binding. The record is from RefSeq and is a predicted model, not a curated record.